GCUUCAAUCUGUCAAAAAUUUUACACGAGUUUAGGGCUCUUUUAGUUUCAUUAAAAAACAUUCUUACUACAUUAUGUUAUAUGUUUUUAUAUUACUCUUUCGAUGAAUUUGAAAUGCAAAAGAGUGUCAGUUUAGAAAAGAUAAACGGCACUGACGAUAUUUCAAAUGCAAAGAGGAAGAGUACUAGAUGUAAUUUUCAAAAAAGUGGUAACGAAAUAAGGCGAAGACAUAAACACUUUAGACAAGUUCACGAACAUUAUCAAAUAAUUAUAAGACCAAAGAUUCAUAGAAGCAAUUCUUUGUCCGAUUUAACCAAAACGAGUGAUUAUUCUUUCGAUUAUUUUAAUAAUAAAAAUAGCUGUCUUUACCCAACGGACCCUCAUAUAGACUACGAUUGUUCGGGUGAUACAUUGGAGAGAUAUUCUAGAUGUUUGAUUGAGACACCGCACAUGUCUUGGAAUUUCAAAGGGAAGAAAAUGAAAGGAAAGAUCGACAUGAAUCCAGAAUUGUAUGCGUCAAGAUUGGAUUAUACUUAUGGAGAGCCAACUGAAACUGAAAUGUCGAGAAUUCGUUUUUGUAGUUCAUGCAGUUCAAAUGAUACAUUACAUAAGAAAAAUGCAACGUUUCCUUUCAAACCAACACCAAGUGGAAAUUUAAAAGUGCAAUCUAAUCAAGUAGUAUUUCAGUCAUCAACCGUUGGAGUCCUUUUGGCCGAUCCAACACAAGCAAAGGUAAAAGUGAAAAUAGAAGGAAAUGGUGAAGACUUAAAUAAUGAGUAUAACAAAAUUAUAAAUGCCAAUUACAAGAAUCACCCAGAACCACAUCUGCAAUAUGGCCACAAGACGAGUCCUACUGUGUGUCAUGUUAAAACAGUAAUGGACAGGAAUAUAAAGGACAAAACUAAAAUACAAGAAACAUGUAAUCUAUCCAGUCUUGGAUAUGGACAGACAGAACCGGUAGAUUGGACUUGUGUACAAUUGCCGAAGAAACAAGAAUUAUUUCAGGAGUUCUAUAGAAGGAUUUUAAAUAAAAUAAACACCGAUUGUAUCGUCCAUAUCGGCAAUGAAGAGUUCCAUUGUCAUCGCAUUGUACUUGAAAUUUAUUCGUCAUUAUUUAGCAAGAAUCCUCAACGGGAAAUUGAAUUAUCUAAUAGUAAUGUGAAGCCUACAGCUUUCCAAAUUAUUUACGAGUGGAUGACUGUAAGUGGCUUAGAGAGCAAUAAGCUGUUGAAAAGGGAAAAUGUUCUUGAUUUAUUUGCCGGAAGUCAAUAUCUUGGAAUUAAAGACCUAGAAGAUCAAUGCUGGUCGUUUAUUGCCAAUGAUAAUAUUUUUAAUGAAGAUUCGGCGUUUGUUUUAUACAGAGGAGCGAGAGUACAGCAUUUGACUCCCGUAAUGGAACUUAUGGUACCUCGAGUAAAGAGAUUCUUUCUGCCUCUAGUAGCUUCUAGCGAUUUUCUUGGUCUGGAACCAGAGGAAGUUAUGACGUUUUUGAAGUCCAACUAUAUUUGUGUUGCAAGUGAAAUAGAGGUUUUGAUGGCUGGUGUGAGGUGGUUGUACGGAGACUGGACCUCUCGAAAGCGGUUCGUAACAGACGUUAUGAGAUGUGUCCGCUUUGGUCUAAUAUCUCCAUGGCAACUUGUGGAUAUUAAACGAAAUCCAGACAAUGCCGAGAUACUCGAAAUUGUUAACGAACCAGACGUUCAGCAAAUGGUGGAUGAUGGUUUAGCUUACGUGAUAAUAAAAUAUUGGUAUGGAAACAAUUCAAAGAAUUAUUACCAUUGGAUUGAUGUUCUUGGUUUAUCCGAACCAGUUGAGAGGAAUUGGAUAGGAGAGGAAAAGAAUCAUGUGACAUACAAAGAGUUUUUGAAAUAUCUAGAGCAGUUUAUGGUGCCAAAGGAACAGAUGUACAAGCAGAUGGCCAUGAUGCAACCACCUCGGAGAAAUGAUGACGCUCCGGGCAGUUUUCGCGGAAAAGAUCAAGAUAAAAUGGAAAUGCGCAGACCCAAAAUAGAUUUCCCCACGCCGGCUGUGUUGAUGGGGCUCACUGAUACUGAGAAAUUUCCAACGAUGAGCGAAUUCUUUGGAAACCAAUCAAAGAUACAGAAAAGUCCUACACAGUCCUUCGAUAGAGCACCAAUUGAUGUACCAAGAAAUCAUGAAACAAGAAACAGCCCAGAAAUGGAAAGGAAACAAACGCAAUCCAUGAAUGCCCAGCCCAAAAUACAAGAACACUUAUUGUACCGUAAGCCAACGAACAGGGAUCAUCAAGUUAACCUCUGCAAUUUUGAACCAAAAAUAGCCAACAACGUGCAUGAACCACCAGAGAAAGAUUCAACCGAAGAAUUAGUGUCUUCGACCAGCGAGACAAGUGAGACACCAGGGACAAGCGCAACAGUUACUGAUACAAGACGCGGCAGUCAGAAGCGGCAUAGCGUAGCAGCAUGCUAUUUAGCUGCUGCCACUGCGGCUCUAUCCGGAAACAGGAGAGACUCUCAGUCAGUAGAUCAACAGCCACAGACCAGCAAUCUGUCCCGACCUAAUGCCGUUAACCGACUUAAUUCUGUUCAAAUUAUAUCCAGCCCACAGGCGUCACUCUUUAAUCAAUCAAAGGAAUCACUUGCUAAAGCUAAUAUGAACAAGCUAUCCACGUCCAUCUUGGGCCCGUCAAACAAGAACUAUAUAGUAGAUGGUUCUCUAUUCAAUUGGGACCGUGAAACAGUUCUUGUAUUUGGUGGAAUUGAUCCCCAUACACCAUAUGGCGUGGCCGGAAAUACUGGAAAAGAUAUAUACAGGUUUGAUCCCGUAACAAACAUUUGGGAAAGUGUGGGGGAACUUCCUGAACCCAGGCAUCAUCAUUCCGUGGCCUUUCUUCGAGGAAGAGUAUUCCUAGUCGGUGGUGCAGAUCCUCGUGAAGAUGACUUACGAGGGAAGUCAGUUGUGGUCUCAACUGUAUGGAGUUAUGAGCCGGUGACUCGGUCGUGGUUUAGCGAAUCUGGUCUCGCGAUACCGAGGAAGAAUUUUGGGCUGGUUGUUCAUAAAAUGGCACUUUACGCUAUUGGAGGGCAGGAUAAAAAGGGCAGAGUAUUAAGAUCCGUGGAAAAGUUCGAUCCAAAGACAGGAUCGUGGAGUGAAGUACGAUCAAUGGGCGUGGCCAGGAUGGCCGUUGCAACUGUCAAGUACAGGGAUUACAUUUGGGUAGCAGGUGGCAUGACUGGUGAGAAGAAACGACCGGUCUGCAAGAUCGUCGAGUGCUAUAACUAUAAAACUAAUGAGUGGACAGAAAUUCAUAGUUUGCGGUUUCCGAGAUGUUUCGCAACUUUAUUUUCUAUGAACGAUAAACUGUACAUUAUCGGUGGAGCUGGAAAAAUGUCGGAUAAGGACAAAACACCAAGUAGCGUAGGUGCAAUAGAUGUAUGGGACUGGAAAGAGAGGCAGUGGAAACAGGAGACGGAGAUGUCAAUACCAAGACAUGGCCACGCCCUCGCCUACCUCGGCACGCAGCUAAUUAUAAUCGGAGGUGUAACAACAAUAUACAUGCGAGCUCUUAGCAAUGUCGAGUCGUUUUGCUGUGAACGCGGAGCCUGGAUACGCGGUGUUGCAACCUUGCCCACGCCGUUGUCAGGCCAUGGAGCCGUCACUCUGCCACCAGCGUCACUUAUGUGAUGUAAAUUUUCUUUGAUCCAAAAUUUAUAAGUUAUAACAACGGAAAUGUAUCAUAUUUAUAUUACUUUCGUCGAACCAAAGACUGUUUCAUAAAAAAUCUAAUUGCACCGUUAUAACUAAGGUUUUUGUUUCUUUCUUUCCAAUUGUUUAAUAAUUGGGGUAAAAAGAGACAGAGUGUUUUUGUAAAGAUGUUAUUUGAUGUCGUUUUAUUUAUGGGGUGAAAUUGCAAAAAUUUUGCCAUUGUUAAGUCCUGGACCUGUCAUUCCAUCAGACACUCAUGUGACGUAAAUUAUAAUUAUUACCAAAUUAACAAGGAAAUAUUUUAUCCACUAAUUCAUUCAAUAAGAAAACGCAGCAAUUUAGAAUGUAUGUAGAGAAAAUUAAUCAAUUAUCAAUAAUUUUUAUUAAUUCAAAAUUGUUUGUUUGAACUGUUUGUAAUCAGAAAUAACUGUUAGCGAUGUGAUUUUGUUUUUAUGGAUGUAAGUAAAACUUUCAGUUGUCUGUAAUGUAGCACUUUAGAAAAUAAAUGGAACUGAUAAAUUGUAUUUCUGUGUUGU
Molecule: messenger RNA, 4219 nt
Organism: Pieris brassicae (large cabbage white)
Lineage: Eukaryota; Metazoa; Arthropoda; Insecta; Lepidoptera; Pieridae
Exons: 28
Coding region: 81-3662 (1193 amino acids)
Molecular function (GO): protein binding
Source: RefSeq, a predicted model, not a curated record